AUGGCCGUGCCGCGAUCUUCUUCUUCGUUCUUACCUGCACACGUUCUUGCACAAGAUCGCGACAGCGGCAUCAGUACAGAAGGUGAAUCGGACGCGGAAAUGUUCUUCAAUAGCAACAGUAACCACAGCAGCACUACUGCAAGUCGUCCCAUGACGCGACAAGCAUACCCAUUCAGCGAUGACGAAGAAUUGCCGUCGAUUCAGGAACAACACUACAACCAGCAAAAACAGCAACAACAACAGCAGCAGCAGCAGCUACUUGAGCACCAACAGCAACAAGAACAGCGUUUAAACAGUGAGGCCGUUUUUAGCUCGGAAAGCUACCACAACCACCAAGCAGAACAAGCCAUGGCCUCUAUUAAGCAGCUGGUCAAAGAAAACUCAUGGAAAAAGGCAUUAAAACACAAAAGCGGGGUUCUAGUCUACAUGCUAUCUAAGCAACAGCACGGCGGUGACAGCACGAACAGCAACAAAGCACCCAUAUUCAAGGGUGAAAGUGUUAUUCAUGGAUUCUCGCCUCAGUCUGUAUUCUACGUGAUUGGCAUGCGAAAACUUUGGGAUAGCGCGUUCGAAGAAGGUCGGCUGAUUGAAAAUCUGAACGAGACAACAUCGAUUACAUACGAAUCAUAUCACUCUAGUUCCUCAUCCAAAGCCUACGAUGUUUCGCUUGUCGAACGGAUCGAAUGCUCUGCAGACGGCGUCAUUUUAUUUGCUUGUACCAGCAUAGAAACGCCCAAAAUCCCAAAAGUACCCGGUCGAACUCGCAGGCAGAUGAAGCUACAAGGAUGGAUUUUAAAGCCACUUCAUACAACACCGCCGUCAACAAAAGUGACGUACAUUACCCAAGAGAGCGUGAAAGGAUGGAUUCCCGGACUGACCAAAAAAUCGCUUGCACGACGGCCGCUUGUGCUUGCCGAUGUCCACAAAUACUUGCAGCAAAAAGCAGAGCGGUCCAAAGAAAACAACCGAUACCCCGCGACUGGCCUUCCUCCAGGCACUGCCAUCACUACAACCAACAGCAAUACUACUGCAGGCAACAAUGAUAGAACUUCCCAUCCGUCUUCGCUACUAGCGCCAACAGGCAAUGCACAUGGUCAACGCAGGCCAUCGAUCAUGGCGCAACAACAACAACAACAACAACAGCAAUAUCAAAAACCCAAAUCAAUCUUGCAAAAGACACCAAAAACAUCGAGUCUGUUACACCCGAAAAGUAGCAGUAUGCAGAGUAUAUUAACCAAUCCCCCACCGCGUAACUCUUCUCUUCCGUCGCCAACGUCGUCUCGCUCUUCUUCAGUGACACGAAGGAUCAAGUUCGCCGACGAUGACCUUACAUCUCAACGUAGCAGCACACCUUCCUCCAUUUCUGCUGUUCACAGCAAUAACAACAGCAGUGACGAUAUAGCAUCAGGCCCAGCUUCUCAACAAGAAAGCCACGGCCCCGCUACUGUAGUAUUACCAGCAUCUCAACAACACCAACAGCAGAAUAUCAGUAGACUAUAUCCACCAUCACGACAUAGAACAAGUAGAAAACAAUGCAUCGACAUGCUGAAACGGCUCGCAUCGAGCGAUAUAGACGAAUGGAAGGAAAUGGGCGAGCGCAACAGUGCCAAGCUCUAUUCGAAAUCAGUACAAGGAUCGGCAAUACCCAUUCUUCGGGGCGACGUGACGAUCAACGGAUCAUGGACUCCUGAGCAAGUUUGCUCGGUGAUCCAAUGCUUUGGUGCACGGAAAAUAUGGGACGAGUACUUUGAGACGGGCCAUGUUGUGGAACGCUUUUCGCAGAAAGAGUACCUUGUCUAUAUGCAAAUGCGCAGUAUAUUUCCGAUCCACAGUCGUGAUUUUUCGCUUUUGACUGUGAUUGACAGUGAUCCAGGCACAGGCACGAUUCACGUAGCAUCGACAAGCGUAUCUGAUGGUUUGAUUCCGAUCAUUAAACCGCAUGUCCGAGGUCAAAUUGUCGUGUAUGGUUGGGCGCUGCGUCCACUCAAGGAGAAAGGAGGUGGAGGUGUGCGACUGACCUUUGUAUCGCAUAUGGAGCUGGAGGGCACUACACCUUUGCCACCCGCAAUUAUUCGCCAGUUGACGAUGGAAGUACCUGCAUGCGUUGACCGUGUCCAAUGGUAUCUCCGUCAGCACGGUUGUCCCCCUUACAUCCGCCGCGUUGCAGGCAAAAUUACGCAAGAACAGUUCGAUUCCAAGGAUAAAAUAUACCGCGUAUCAUUUACCGCCAAGCAUAAGCCAUCACAACAUCGUCAGCAUGGCAGUUGGUUUACAGAUAUACGAACGAACCCGUCCAUGUAUGGGUUUGGUUUUAAUGUGGAGGUGCUGCCUACAGAGCAUACUCGGGUGGAGCUGCGAGCGGAUGACAUGGGUAUUCGAGUAUAUACCUUGGAUAAUUCGCUAGAAGGCCGUUUGGUGGAAGUCGCCAUAGAGCCUAAUUUGCCUGGAUCUACACCAAAAUACACCUGGAAUGGUGUGUCAUUAAAGGAAGAGGAAAAGAAAAAGAAGGAGGAUGAGGCUUUGGAGGAGCAAGUAACGGAACAAGAGCCACAACACCAAUACCACGACAUCAUGCCAGCAACGAUGCCACCUACUCCACCGUUAAUAGCUACACCCGAAAACGAGGAACAAAAGGUUGAUCCAUCGAUCUCACUGCCACCUGCAUCGGACCAGCUUCACCAAGAACAGGAUCAAUCUUUGCAGCAGCAGCAGCAACAACAGCGACGGCUGGAACCGAUAAAAACAAAGUGGGACCCAUCAGAAUCAUGGCUCCAUGCUUUGCAUGACUCACGGGUAACUACACCAACCUCAACACGAGAUUUAAUGCGACGACGAAACAGCCACGUUUUGGUCAUCACUGAUGAGCUUUCUUUCACGGGACCCCAACUAUCUGUCAUCUUUCUACUUAUGGCGCUAUGCUACUACAUGGGCAAAUUCUCUUGUCGAUGUUAA
Molecule: messenger RNA, 2952 nt
Organism: Zychaea mexicana
Lineage: Eukaryota; Fungi; Mucoromycota; Mucoromycetes; Mucorales; Lichtheimiaceae
Exons: 7
Coding region: 1-2952 (983 amino acids)
Molecular function (GO): lipid binding
Source: RefSeq, a predicted model, not a curated record